Naegleria gruberi is the source of this 1941-nucleotide messenger RNA. RefSeq lists its product as uncharacterized. The transcript is spliced from 4 exons. NCBI's taxonomy places the organism in Eukaryota, Heterolobosea, Eutetramitea, Acrasida, Naegleriidae. The coding region runs from base 1 to 1941 and encodes 646 amino acids. The record is from RefSeq and is a predicted model, not a curated record.
AUGCUACAACACAAGUUCAUCCAAUCUUCCAAGAAUUUGAUCAGCAACAAUCGUUCCCCAUCACUGUUGCUCUUCGGAAAGAAUAUUGCUUUCAAGAAGGAUCAAUACAAUUUGAUUGAUCAAAGCAGAGGAUUUCAAUCAUGUUUGUAUCGUUCUAAUGGUGUUUCUCCACUUCCAACAGCUGUUGCACCAACAACCUCUUCACCAACAACAACAAAUCCUCCGGCUAUUGCUAAUGCUAUUAGUACUGCAACACCAACAGCACCAGUUACUGUUGUGCAGACAUCAGUGGUCGAUGGAGUUGUUUCAUCUACAACUACAUCAUCAUCAGUGAUCUCUUCAAGUAAUUCACAACCUAAUGCUGCCACUAUUGUAAUUAUUCAACAACAACCAGCAACAUCAACAACAAAUGGAACAAGUGAUGGUGUUACAUCUGUAUCAUCCGAUCAAUCACAAGGAGUUCUUCCUUCCACCAGUACCAGUCAACAGCAAACAAUUAUUCAAAUUGAUACUCAAGUAUUUUCAAAGCAAAUUGAACAAGCUGUCAAACAACAAAUGAAACAAAGUCUUUCUAAACAUGCUUAUGAACCUACUGGAGAGGAAAGUUUUGAAAUUAUGGAACAUUUGGAAAGAGAAAGAUUGUAUGAAGAAAGUAAAGGAAAAGGAUUGAUUUAUCAAUUUAGAAGAUUUAUGAAAAAGAAGACGUCCUUAUUGACAAAUUUAUUGGCAAUUGGUAAAAUUUUACCAGCAAAUGCCAUCAUGUCUCUCUUCUUUUCAUUCCACAAAAUGGAACAAAAUUAUAAGGAAAGAAUUUUUGCUCAAAGAAUUACAGCAAGUUUGAAUUUCAUUGACAAGAAGUCAAACACCUUCAAAAUUAGAAAUAUCUUCUGUAAAAACUUGGAUGAAGUUGUGUUAAAUAAUCAAGCAGUAGUUCAGGUCAUCCAAGAAGCAGCUUCCAAAACCAAUAAGGAAGCACCAAUUGUAAUUUUACCCGAUGAAGAUAAGUGGUUUAUUUUGAACCUUGUACAAUCAUGUAUUUCACAAAAUGUUGCUUCUGGAUAUUUCAGACAAGAUAUGAUGCUCAAACAUCACAGUGAAUGGUAUGUUUUUGCCAUCACCAAUGAGACAGAUGUGAGCAUUAAAAAGAUGAGAGUUGUCAUUGCGCAAGAGAAACUCUUAAAAUCAAUUCAUGAUGGAACUGUAAAUCAACCAGAAUUUGGUAUGUACUCAAUUCAUAAUAAUGGAAUCAUAUUUAAACUUCUCAAUAUAGAACAUGUUUAUGGUGAAAUUAGAUGGAAUACUGUGAAAUUAAUGUCAAAAAUGUAUCAUGAACAGUAUGACUCGAUUAUGGAAACCAGCAAGACGAAACCUAAAAACUCUAUCGAAAAGCAAAUCUUUACUUUCGAAUUGAAUAAUAACAAUACCAGUAUUUCGAAUAGUAUCGAACAUGUUGAUUGUACAACAAUGGUCGAUAGACUCUCCAUGCCAUCAUCUCCUUCCAACUCUAGCUCUUCAUCAUCCUCACCUAACUUUAAAAGCUAUUCGAAACUUAACAAGCCAAAAUUAACACAUUGUCUUUCUAACUCACCACUCUUACAAUCUCCACAAUCACCAACUGUGAAAUCUCCUGCUUCUACAAAUAGCCCUUCGAAUAACAGCAAUUCUUCCAGUGAUUGGAAGUGGAAAUCAGAAGAUGGUAUUCGAAAGAAGAAGAAAUCAAGAAAAGAUUCAUGGGUGCAAAUGGCAUCUCGAGUGAUUGUUCACCAAGAAGAAAACAAAUCAACAACAUGUUGUUUAAAUAAUGUACAUAAGAAAAUGGAAACCUCACCCCUCUCUAAUUAUAUAACAAAUGACAUGUCAAUUGAACCACCAACUAUUGUGAUAACAAAACCAAAUAGAAUUGUAAGAACAUCAAUAAAAAUAUCAGAACUGUUGAAUUAA